AUGCGCGAGCGCUUUUCGAUCGUUGUAUUGAGCAUCUUCUUCUUCAUCGGCAUCGGCUCGUCACUGCCAUGGAACGUGUUCAUCACUGCUCAGACUUACUUCCAGCAUCGGCUAUCUGGCACCACGUACGAAGACUCGUUCCUGAACUGGUUCAGCAUGGCUUUCAACGUGAGCACGCUCAUGACGAUGCUCAUCCGCACGGCUGUCAUUGCCGAGCGCAUGACGAGUGCCGUGCAUACGGUCUUUUUCUCUCUUGUGGUCAUUAUGGGCGUCAUGUCGAUGCACUGUGCCUGGACGCGCAUGCCGGAAUUCCAAGGGUACUCCUUUUUCCAUACGACCAUGAUCAGUAUUCUGCUUGUCGCCUGCGCUUCGACGCUCAUGCAAGAAGGACUCCUUCGCAUUGUGGCAACGUUCCCGUCAAGAUACACACAGGCAGUCGUGAGCGGCCAGAGUUUCGCUGGACUGGCGGUCUCGCUGUCAAAUUUCGUCAUUUUGUGGGCCGGAGGGGACAACAGUGAUGCCGCUUUUUUCGGCUAUAACUUGCAAGCUGCUGCCGACCUGUGCGCGUUCACGUACUUCGUGCUCGUGUUUGUCACGCUAGUCCUCUGUCUAUUGUCGUUUGCAGUGCUCACGCGGAUGCACUUGUUCCGUCACUACCAGAGAGUUGAUCAUCCGACUCGAGAUCUAAAGAAGUACCUGGAGGAUGCACCAAGUGAAGCCGAUACGGUUGAUACAGUGGAGGCGUCUCCUCGGGAACUGCUGCUGGGCGAAGAAGAAACCAGGUUCAACGUGGACAUGCUGCAGAUUGCCUACAAAAUGCGCUUCUACGGGGCCGCGACGUUCUUUAUCUUCAUCGUGACACUUGGUGUGUUCCCCGGCGUUACAUCAGCCAUCAAGUCGGUGCAGCCUGAGGACGGUCUCUUCUUCAACAAGUUGUUCACGCCGUUCACGCUGAUUCUGUUCAACACGUCGGACUUUGUGGCGCGUCUAUCUGCCUCGUGGUAUUCGGAGUUUGGCCAGAAGAAGCUUUUGCUUGCCAGCAUCGCCCGAGCAAUCUUCUUGCCGCUCUUGAUGCUCUGCAACCUGCAGAACAAGUCGAAUGAAGUCAUCACGACGGUUCUCUUCCGGAGCGACGUGCUGGCCAUGCUUUUUAUUGCUGGAUGCGCCUACACGAACGGACUGCUCUGUACUCUGGCGUUCAUGGAGUAUCCCCGUCUUUUCCGCAAGAACGCUGAGAAGGAACUAGGAGGAAGUAUCAUCUUUUUCAUGCUGUCCAUUGGACUCACGGCUGGCUCGCUCAUGUCGUUCGUGCUUCGUGCCAUGUUGAAGCCAUAA
This is a messenger RNA of Peronospora matthiolae, 1335 nucleotides long. The record is from the annotation of a GenBank genome assembly. Lineage: Eukaryota; Oomycota; Peronosporomycetes; Peronosporales; Peronosporaceae.